Messenger RNA from Periophthalmus magnuspinnatus, 4363 nucleotides. RefSeq names its product family with sequence similarity 171 member A1 (gene fam171a1). NCBI's taxonomy places the organism in Eukaryota, Metazoa, Chordata, Actinopteri, Gobiiformes, Gobiidae. Gene Ontology annotation, cellular component: plasma membrane. Gene Ontology annotation, biological process: stress fiber assembly; regulation of cell shape. Bases 310 to 2928 code for a protein of 872 amino acids. The transcript is spliced from 9 exons. The record is from RefSeq and is a predicted model, not a curated record.
AGAGCUCCGCAAAUGUAGCGGCUCCGGUGCGCGUGGUCGGGCCGCCUGUGGGAGCUCUUCGGGGGCAUGUGGUUCUUCCUCCUGACCCUGGCCCGUCAAUGAAAAAAACGGAGCGAGCGGCGCAGGCAGGGCUCGGGAUGCACAACCGGACAGUCCGCUUUAGGGGCAAAAUACAGCACCUUUAUCGAUGAACAUGGACUAAAAAACGGAGUGUGUGGGUUUUCCGCAGUGUACGCCGAUGUGGCCGCUCACCGAGUUGAAAACAUUUGGCCUGUACUUUGACUUUUAUUCGCUUUUCACACAUCUGUAAUGAUGCGGGCUGCGCACUGGAGGAGAGCCGUUGCUGCUAUUGUGCUCUCUCUUUUCGGAUACUUUUACUCCACUGUCGCCAAAACUGUGCAAGAGGACACCACCAGCGAAGAAGUGACGCUGAAGGUCCACCUGAGUGAUGCCCACACACACCAGCCUCUGGGCGGAGUCACUGUGCAGCUUUUCGCCAACCACAGCCUGGUCGCCACGGAAACCUCCUCCUCUGACGGUAACGCCCACCUGCGCUUCCCAUACCGUCUUGGGACUACACUGGUCGUCACCGCAACCAAUCAGGGAUAUGUGCCCAACUCUGUGCCGUGGACUCCCGCGAGACUGCCUGUAUUUUCCUCCAUCAGCCUGGACCUGUUACCAGAAAGAGCUGCUUCUCUGAUGGUCUAUGACGAUGUGAUAGAGAUUGUCUCAGACUUUCACGGUUUUAAGGGCCAGCCGAGUGUCCACUUCCUGCGGAGAGCCCUGAGUCUUCCUCCAAACUCGUCCUAUUCAAACCUGACUGCUCUCCUCACUGUGGCCAGCUCUCCCUCUCAUCUACAACACUUCCCUUUUCUGCAGGGCCUCAGAGGCAACGGCACAGGGUCUGAGAGGAGGUUCGACUUGACUCCGAUUGCUGCGGUCUCUGUUCAUUUAUUAGCCAGUGACGGUGUGGAGCUGCAGGUGAAUGAGCCAAUCACAGUCUCCAUCCCGCUCCCUGCAGACAGUGGCCUUAAGGAAAACGACCACGUCCCAGCCUGGAGAUUUGACCCACGAUUAGGGGUCUGGAUAAAGAGCAGUUGGGGUCACGUGCAAAAGGAAGGAGACCAGCUCAUUUUGACCUAUAUCGCCCCUCAGCUUGGUUACUGGCUCGCUGCAAUGUCCCCACUACACACAGGUCCAAUGAUUGCCAAAGACAUUAGUAUGUACCACACUGUGUUUCUCCUGGCCAUUCUGGGGGGAAUGGCUCUCAUCCUUCUCUGCUUGUUCUGCCUCCUGUUGUACUACUGCAGGCGCCGAUGCACAAAAUCUCGAGGCUCUCACAGAAAGUUUGUCUUGGCUUCUGGUUUGGACAACAGCAAAAGAGACCAGGCCACCUCCAUGUCCCACCUCAACCUAAUCAACAAUGAGGUGCAAUUGGAGCUCGUCUCCACUGCUACAGAGCCAGACAUGACCACCCCGAUACUAAAGCCUUCGUCUUUCGAUCCCCACGACAGUCGCCCCCCACACGGCCUCCUACACCCAACCAAACACAGCCGCUCGUCUCUAGGUAACAGCCGGCAUGGGUCGUCUCUCGGCAACCUCACCCCGCGCAGCAGAGACUAUCGUCAGUCUGCGGAAACAUUUCAACUUAAGACUGCACUUCCAUGUGGGACAGACCGAAGCUACCGCCAAUCAUACACCUCCGUCUGCUCCUCCACAAAUCCCGUUUCAGAUAGACUAUCCAAUCAGGGCCAAGUGUCCAUUAACCAGCUCUGUAGCGCUGGGAAUGUUGAUUGUAUCUCCCCCUCCUCCCCUCCUCACUCUCCAAGCCGAGGGGAGCCAGCUGAGUGUCGACCCCAAGACUACCUCCUAUCCCGAUCAGUGGACAACUUGGAACGCCCCCUCACUCCUUCUCUCUCCAGACCAAGCCAAAUCCUCUGCUGUGGCUCUGUGGACUUGCUAAGUGGAGGUGAGGGCUACUCCAGAGUGCGCCCCACGCUGGUGAUCCCUGCACAUUACAUGCGUCUACCUGGGGAGCACCCACUAUCAGGGCAAGCUCUUCUCCUUCAAACUGAUGAGCAGAGCGACUUAGAAACCAUCCAAGCUGAACUAAACGCGUCCCAUUCCCAACAGCCCCUCGGACAAUCUCCGACAGACUGCAUUCCAGGGUCUACGAAAAAGACUGAAGCGGAGGGGCGGGGCUUGUCGGACUCGCUGUCCAUCCCUACCGCCAUUGGAGAAACAGGACUUGUCGAAAUCAACAGUGAGGACACUUUGCUUGCAGAAAAAACUCUAAUGGAGCUCAGAGGAGGCAAGCCACUACCACACCCGCGCGCAUGGUUCGUUUCACUUGACGGACGCUCCAACGCUCACAUUCGCCACUCAUAUAUUGAUCUACAGAGAGCGGGAUGCCAUAGCGGACCAGUAGGGGGCAGUACUAGUGGUGGAGGGAGGCAUAGCAAGAGCAACGAUGCCAGCUUGGACUCUGGCGUGGAUCUAAAUGAACCCAGAGUAGCGAAAAGAAGAGGGGAGGUAGACAAAGAGGAGAAAGAAUCUAUAAAAGAAAAAACUAAAGGCACUACACCUGCGUCUGUCUACACACAACUGGUUUAUGUGGAUGAUAUUGAAGUAGCAAGCAGUAGUGAGGAUCCUACAACAUGUGGUCCACAAAACAGCUCACUUGGGCCCACUGAAUCCACUACAGUCCCUGGUCUUAAUAAAGCAGAAGAGCAACAGCAACCACUCUCCUCUACAUCGUCUCCUGCUUCAUCCCCUCAUCUUUUGCCCUCUCCUGAAGAAGUGACUUUAAGGACUGAUACACUUCUUUCUCCCGAUGAAGACACAGCACACGAGGAUGGAGAGGAGGAGAAAAAGAGCCCGUGGCAAAGGAGGGAAGAGCGUCCACUCCUGGCGUUCAAUCUGAAAUAAUGCAGGACAACCACUUUGUUUUAAAUGGUGAAUGAUAAAUGUAAUUGACAUCUUAUGAACAAUAUGUUGGCAAUUUAUGCACAACAAAAACUAUGCCUUUGUAGAAUGAUGUUUUGGAGAGUUUCAACUUUUAUUCUUCACAUUUUUAGCUUGAGCCAUAUUGGUCUCAUUCAGUUAAAGGUGUCCUAUGUCAUUUUUCCAGUGGAGGGUUCGUCAUUUGCUUGUCUCCGUGAAGAUGUUAUUGGUUUGAAUGUUCCACAGUAGAGCAUUAAACUUGGCUAUCGCUACCACACAAUAAGAAUGCAUGUUUUUUGAAGUAUUUUUGAGGAAUAAAAACACAAUUGAAUACAUGCAAAAUAGAUAAUUUCAUGCCAUACUGUGGAAUAUUUUAGGCUAGAGAAUAACAUCAUGCUGGCGACCCCCCACCAGAAAAGUUACAUAGUGCACCUUUUAAUUUUAUUUUUUAAGUUUUCUUUUAGACAUUUUGCAGGUGACUGAAGCACUUGCAUUGCAAAUCUAGAGGCUGCAUGAAACAAAUGUUUACUUGAAUUACCAGAGGAGACAUUUCUCAAAUCAAACCACUUUUCUUUCUACAGCCUUGUCAGAUUCUGAAACUCUUUAAUUAUUACACCACUAUAAUUGUAAUUAUACCAAAUACCACUGCAAGCUCACUAAAUAUGAAGGUCUUUGUAGAAGCUGAACCAGUGCUUUAAUCGCCCCAACUAUGCACCACUAUUAUAUGGCUGCUUGAGGUGUUUGUUGUUGUUUUUUAAUGUUAAUUAUUGUGUGUUUAAUUGCUGAUGCCAACAUAAAGUAUUUACACAUAUUAUUUAGUAAAAUUGUAUGCUAAGGGCUUUUUCUUGUGCACUCUUCUUUUCUUGUUACACACACAAACAUAAAUUACCUUGAACUAAAAAUGAGCUUGCUGUUUCGUGGUGCAGCUUGAUCCCUCAAGUGCCUUUUUUAAUCAACAUCACUGCAGCAGGUUUGUGGAUGUAUUUCUUUAUUUUCUUUUUAAUCUUCCGUCUUUUAUUCCUCUACCUCGUGCCGCUCUGAUUGCGUCUAAGGCAUGCAGUAAACCACUACAGCACUAGCAACAGAUUCCUCUUAGUCAUAGCAACAAUUCACCCUUAACCCUUAUUUUAAACUUUUAUGUUAAUCUUGUAUGUGCAGAGAUGUACAUUUGAGAUGCUGCAAGGUGGAUUUUUUUAUAAUUUGUUUUUUAUUGUAUGAGAGUCACAGGCCACAUUGAUUGUAACCCCAGUUACUUAUUUUCAGCUGUUUAAUACUGUGCAGAUUAAAGGUCUUUCUCUAUCUUACACCAGUCUCCAAGUUUGAAUAUACACAUGCUUUACAUUAGUCUGAAUGUGUAAAUGAAUCACUUGCAUUAUAUUUGAAGCCUGUUAUUCUAAAUAAAUAAAUACAACAAUGAAAU